Dermacentor silvarum is the source of this 1312-nucleotide messenger RNA. RefSeq names its product fez family zinc finger protein 2. The transcript has a single exon. NCBI's taxonomy places the organism in Eukaryota, Metazoa, Arthropoda, Arachnida, Ixodida, Ixodidae. The coding region runs from base 11 to 1312 and encodes 433 amino acids. The record is from RefSeq and is a predicted model, not a curated record. Gene Ontology annotation, molecular function: RNA polymerase II cis-regulatory region sequence-specific DNA binding; DNA-binding transcription factor activity. Gene Ontology annotation, biological process: regulation of transcription by RNA polymerase II.
CCAAACGGCCAUGGGGGAACCACUGCCGACGAGCCAGGUGGGCUCGGACUCAGAGCUGGACGUCGAAGACGACGACGAGGAAGACUCCGGCAGCACCAGAGCCGAGCCGUCCUCAUCCGCCAAGAAGGCGGCCAGCGCCCUGGGCUUCUCCAUCGCGCGCAUCAUGGCCCCGGACAAGGCGCACAGAAACAGCGCGUCUUCCGCAGCCUGCUCGCUCUCGGCAAUGCUCCACGACUGGCGCCGAAAGCUGCAGGCCUCCGGGGCGUCCUGGAUCAGGCCUUCUCUGCCGUACGGCGGCCCUCAUCCCAACCCUGGAGUCGAGCGUCAGGACUCGACGCUAGCUCUGGGCAUCGCCACGACAGCGCUGAGUCAGCUGGCCAGGCUACACCAGGGAAGCGGCGGCGGUCUCGUCUACCCGUGGCUGCAGCAGGCUUCCGACGGAGGCCUCGCCUCUUCGACGCCCGCGUCGGUGUUGCCAGACAUCGCGACACACGGAGAGCAGGCAACGGCGAGGCUGGUGCGACCUCAGCCGCGCCUGGCAACCAUGGCGUGCGAGGUGCUGAAGCACUCCAGGCUGCAGGAGACGGAAAAGGCCGCCGGCGGUGGUGGUGGCGGAGGCUCCGGCGGAGCGGGCGGAGGCAGCGGAGCCGGCAACAAGCAGAAGACAUUCACGUGCACCGAGUGCGGGAAGGUGUUCAACGCGCACUACAACCUAACGCGACACAUGCCCGUGCACACGGGCGCCCGUCCGUUCGUGUGCAAGGUGUGCGGCAAGGGCUUCCGGCAGGCCAGCACGCUGUGCCGCCACAAGAUCAUCCACACCCAGGAGAAGCCUCACAAGUGCGCCACGUGCGGCAAGGCGUUCAACCGCAGCUCGACGCUGAACACUCACGUGCGGAUCCACGCGGGCUUCAAGCCCUGGGUGUGCGAGUACUGCGGCAAAGGUUUCCACCAGAAGGGCAACUACAAGAACCACCGGCUCACGCACACGGGCGAGAAGGCGUACAAGUGCAGCGUGUGCAACAAGGCCUUCCACCAGGUGUACAACCUCACCUUCCACAUGCACACGCACAACGACAAGAAGCCCUACACGUGCAAAGUGUGCGGCAAGGGGUUCUGCAGGAACUUUGACCUCAAGAAGCACUCGCGAAAGCUUCACGAGAGCGUCGUCGCGUCCAGCACAACUCCGUCGCGCCGACCGUCGCCCGCCGAGACCGCGGCGGUGGCGAGGUUCCAGCAGCUGCACGCCCCGUUCGUGGCCGCGUCCGGGAUUCUCGUCGACCGAGCCAUGAUGCCCGCCGCGCUCCUCUGA